This is a messenger RNA of Podarcis lilfordi (Lilford's wall lizard), 11610 nucleotides long. The record is from the annotation of a GenBank genome assembly. Lineage: Eukaryota; Metazoa; Chordata; Lepidosauria; Squamata; Lacertidae.
AUGCCAUUUCUAGGAGAUUACCGGCUGCUUUUACGAAGAGAUUUUAUAUUGAAAGGUCUGGCUAUAGUCGCCACUCUUCAUGUCAAAUGCUUGGACGUUGAAACUACAAGGCCAAUUAUUUCUCGACUUAACUAUGAAGCACUCACGAGUGAGCUGAUUGCUAGGGAAAGGAGAGGCCCAAGAGAACUCCAUUCUAUACUGCUCACAAAUGCAGAUCUGCCUUUUCCUGAACCACCAAGAAAAUCUGAGAGACAAAUGGAAUUAGGUACAGUACUGUAUGCUACAGUUUUAUGAAUUCUGGCUUGUUUUACACACUCACAUUUCUGCAUAUUCUUUCUCUGCUGUUUUCAAUUAAUGCCAUCCCCAAAGGUCUGUUUCUGUUCUCCAAUGCAUAGCUGAAAAUUUGAGUGGCAACACUGAAUUUUACUCUAAGAGAAUGUCAGAAUUGAUAUUUUUUUUAAAAAGUGAAAAGGAAAACUCUGCACAUUUUCAUGCUUACAUUGGAUUUGAUCAGGACUUUCAGGGCCUUCAAAUCUCCCACUUAGUCUAUAUAUAUAUAUCUAUAUAUAUAUAUAUAUAUAUAGAUAGAUAGAUAUAUAUAUAGAUAUAUUCCUGUUUAAAUCUUUCCCACACACAAUUCAGACUGCAUUUUAGCACAAAACUCUGCUGUUUUUCAGCAUGGUAACGAACGAUACAAGCUUGUUGUAGUAAUGAAAACUCUAAUCAGUUAGGUGUGUAAGAGAUCUCCUGCUUGGAGAUUUCUUACAGUGCAGCCCUAAGGAGUCUGGAAAUUACCGUAAAUCCCAUUAGGUUCAAAAUGGGACUUUCUGGAAUGGUAAAAGCGAACAUUUUUAAGUAAUCAUAGGUUGUAUGAGGUCUGUUUAAUUGUAAAUCAACAUUUUUAGCGACUAUAGCAUGCGCUUUCGUAACGUGGUGUAACGUGCCAGGGGGAAAACUUGAUUUUUGGAUCAGUGAUGUAAAUCAGUUGUGAAAAGGAAGCAGAGAUAGUUUCACACCUCUGUAAAUCCAUGGAAGAACCUCCACUGGCAAUAAACGAGGCCAGGUCAGAGGUCAUGCCUCUCCUCAAAAUGUGCAGAGAUAAAGCAGAAAUGCUGAGCCGAAGGCAUGCCAGGACUUUUAGUGGCACAGUGGAACUUCCCCACCUUCUCCUAUCCCCAUGGGACCCAUAAAUCUGCUAGGUGGGGAAUCAGAAAGAGGAAAACUGAGAGCAGCCAGAGAGCAAAGAGGAGAAGAUGAAUUGUCAGAACGCAUUCCGUGCUGCUUGGAAAAUGAGCUGUUGAAGGGGGUAGAGAUAAGAGGGUGCUGCCCUUUUAAGGCACCAUCAAAACAAAGAGUGGGGGCCCCUCACACUUAUAGCAAAUAGGAAAGGAACAAAAAAAUUAGAGACAUUGGAAUCAGAGUCUGCAAGGGCGGGGAGACAUAGUAGCAAGUCUGUAUCAAGAGUUUGGUGGAACAGAAGGGUGUAAGGAAAGUAGGGGUGGGAAUCAGGAUGAAGGGAGGGGGGUUAUUGUUUUGCUGGUUUGAUUUACUUAUUUACUUCUUUUUAUCCUGUAUUUUAGGGACGCGGGUGGCGCUGUGGGUAAAACCUCAGUGCCUAGGACUUGCUGAUCGUAAGGUCGGCGGUUCGAAUCCCCGCGACGGGGUGAGCUCCCGUUGCUCGGUCCCAGCUCCUGCCAACCUAGCAGUUCGAAAGCACCCCUAAGUGGAAGUAGAUAAAUAGGGACCGCUUUAUAGCGGGAAGGUAAACGGCGUUUCCGUGUGCUGCGCUGGUGCUGGCUCGCCAGAUGCAGCUUUGUCACGCAGGCCACGUGACCCGGAAGUGUCUUCGGACAGCGCUGGCUCUCGGCCUCUUGAGCGAGAUGAGCGCGCAACCCACUGAAGUAAAAGUAUUAGUGCUCUGAGGAUUCUCUACGAACAGUCAAUAUAAUAUUAGGCUGGAUCUACACAGAUAUAAAAAAUGCUUUGAAAAUGCUUUAAAAAAAACUCCACACUCACCAGUGCCAUCUAGUGUCACAUUUGUAUAAUGCACUUAAAAUGCACUUAAAAUGUUAUAGCUGAGUCCUCAGUCUUCAUUCCUGAUGAUUUAAAUUAACCUGCCCUGUAGCAGAAUAUAGAAGGGUACAUACAUUCAGUUUGGUACACAAAGAGCAGGAUUUCAGACCUUCCAAGUGUCCCUAUUUUCCAGGGACAGUCCUGGAUUUACAGAAGAUGUCCCAGUUUCUGAUCUGAUCCCAAAUGUCCUGCUUUUCCAUAAGAUGUCUGUUAUAGGAAUUCUAAGGUCUUAUAUAUAUAAAAUAAAUGUACAUAAAUGUACGGGACGCGGGUGGUGCUGUGGGUUAAACCACAGAGCCUAGGACUUGCCGAUCAGAGAGUCAGCGGUUCGAAUCCCCGCAACAGGGUGAGCUCCCGUUGCUCGGUCCCUGCUCCUGCCAACCUAGCAGUUUGAAAGCACGUGAAAGUGCAAGUAGAUAAAUAGGUAGAUAAGUGGCUUAGUCAUGCUGGCCACAUGACCCGGAAGCUGUACACCAGCUCCCUCGGCCUGUAAAGCAAGAUGAGCACCGCAACCCCAGAGUCGGCCACAACUGGACCUAACCUUUACCUAGGAUGUCCCUAUUUUCAUUGGAGGAAUGUUGGAGGAUAUGGGAUUCAGCUUAGGAACUCCCAUUAGCAGAAACCUUGGACAAGGGCUUCCACUUGCACCAUAAUAGAGUUUGCCCCCCACCCAAGCUUCCUAAAGAUAGACCCCAGAACAGCAUGUGGUAGGGGGGAUAAUUCCAUGUGGGAACCAGACAGAACAUUUGUAAUAGUGCAACACUGAAGUCCACCCCCCAAGUGUUUUAAAAGCCUAAACAACAACCAACACACACAUCCCAAGAGACAUUGUUGUUUUGCAAGGGAAGAUCUGAAGAUAUUUAUCUCCAUAUAAACGGAAUCCACUCUAACUUGACUCACGAUGUUUUUCAGAAAGGUUACUGGAGGAAAGACUGGCGGAGAGACUGGGAGAAAGACUGGGGGAAAGACUGGAAGAAAGACUGUCUCUCCCUGUAGAGGAAAAAGAAUUGCUCAUUGAGGAGGUAAAACAGAAAAAAAAGAAAAGAGUGACUUAUGCAGGUAGAAACCAUUUUUAUAUACUCGUGUGUAUGUGUGUGUGUCCUUUAAAAAGAACCGUUACUGUUAUUCAUCUAAAAGCCUUGAUGCAGCACACACACAAAUAUAAAAUAAGGUGAUAAACAAGCUUUACUGGAAACAGUUGAUGAUAGAAGUGAUCAGUGCAUAGCUGUCUACUUUCAGAUUUGAAAAUAAGGGAUCAGCAGCCUCAAAAAUAAGGGAUAAGCAGCCUCACCUGUCCUGGGGACAGUCUACGGGAUAUCUAACAAUCUGGGAUAGCAGCGGGAAGCAGCGGGAAACGGCGCUAGAAUAAGGGAAUUUCCAGCAAAAAAGGGAAGGUUGACAGCUAUGGAUCAGUGAGCUGUCUUAAUCAAAUUUUAAACAUCAUGACAAUUCAUUAGUUCAGAAUCUACAAGCAUUUUACUAAAGGUUGCAGCUGCUGCUGCAAACAAGACAGAAUUAUAUGCCAUCUAGCAAAUAAGCUACUUACAAAUAUAUGCUGUGUGUCCUUGCAUUCUUAUGUAAUGUGAGAUGCAAAUCUUUAAUUUGGGGGUGAAUGUUCUAGGCAAUCCAAUUAGUAGGGAAGUAAACUUUCCAUCACAAGCCCUCUGUAAAGACACAAUACUUUUUUCUACUAAGUCCAGGCAUCCACAACCAUACUCGUCGGCUUACAUUCUGCAUAUUUAUUUCAUUAAACAUAGCAUACACAAUUGUAUUAAUGAAAUAAAUCAUGAGCUUUAUGUUGCUAAAGCAGUAAAAUAAUGAGGUUUGGUAAGAAAGUAAGUUUCCCAUAUAUUUCAGUUCCUUUCCAAAUUUCCACAUGUUUUUCCCCUGAGGGGAAACCCAGGAUGAGAACAAUGGCUUCAAAAUGCCCAGAAUACAGAGCCUAGGACUUAUCAAUCAGAAGGUCGGCGGUUCGAAUCCCCGCGACGGGGUGAGCUCCCAUUGCUCGGUCCCUGCUCCUGCCAACCUAGCAGUUCGAAAGCACGCCCAAGUGCAAGUAGAUAAAUAGGUACCGCUCCGGAGGGAAGGUAAACAGCGUUUCCGUGCGCUGCUCUGGUUCGCCAGAAGUGGCUUAGUCAUGCUGGCCACAUGACCCGGAAGCUGUACGCCGGCUCCCUUGGCUAAUAAAGCGAGAUGAGCGCCGCAACCCCAGAGUCGGUCACGACUGGACCUAAUGGUCAGGGGUCCCUUUACCUUUAAUUCAGUCUCUCACAUGAUUAGGAAAUCACUCCUUGGCCACUUUCCCCUUGCCUGGUGCUGCUGUGCCCCACUUGUUGGAGUGGAAGAUCUGCUAUAAAUCCUGCAGGGAGUUUCAUAUGAAGAGCAGGCUCCCUGCUUCAGAUCCUUUACCCCAAUAGACUGACAGUGGCAGAACCAAGCAUUGAGGACAUGAUGGAGUAGAUGCACAAGUCUAAUCGUGAUGAGACUGAACCCCCAAACAUGCCUUACUGCUUAGUCAAUGCUGUAAAAAGGUAAAAAUAAAGGACCCCUGACAGUUAAGUCCAGUCAAAGACUACUCUGGGGUUGCGGCGCUCAUCUCGCUUUACAGGCCAAGAGAGCCGUUGUUUGUCCACAGGCAGUUUUUCUGGGUCAUGGGGCCAGCAUGACUAAGCUGCUUCUGGCACAACGGAGCACCGAAACCAGAGCAGCGCACGGAAACGCCAUUUACCUUCCCACCAGAGCAGUACCUAUUUAUCUACUUGCACUUUUUGGCGUGCUUUCAAACUGCUAUGUUGGCAGGAGCUGGGACCGAGCAACGGGAGCUCACUCCGUCGCAGGGAUUCAAACCGCCGACCUUCUGAUCGGCAAGCCCAAGAGGCUCAGUGGUUUAGACCACAGCGCCACCCGCAUCCCUAGUCAAUGCUGUACAUCUACAUCUCAUGAAUGGGGUGUUAUCACAUUCAUUGCUUUUUCAGUUGAUUAGUACCAAAUGCGACACUUCUGAUAGCAUAAACAGAAGCUGGUCAGCCCAGUCAGCUAGUCGCAAGGCACAACUUUGGCCAACCCAGGUAUUGCUAAACUGUGUGCUGGAUUACUAAGAGAUCAGCCUGUUAUCAGGGGUGGGUUAAGGAAAAAACAGCUUGAAGUGGCAAAGACCAUUAAGAGAGCAGAGGAGUUGGGUUCAACUAAGUCCUAUUCAGAGUAGACCUGUUGAAAUUAAUGGAUGGAGGUUAGACAUGUCCAUUAACUUCAGUGAAUCUGCUCUCAGCAGGGCUAGUGUUGAAUAUCACCCAAAAUGAUUUAAUCUGUGCUAUAUAUAGGGCUGUAACAUGCUAUGACUGAAAGCUGGAGGAGCAAAUGACAGCAUUUGUUAUUUCUUAUGCUAUCUAAUGCCUGUUACAUUGUUCACAAUUUAUAUUUUAAUUGUUGUCCUUGUUGGUACCUUAAAGCAGCCGCAGCCAUAUGUUGUUAGGGUGCAAUUCUAGUCAUCCUGGACAAUUGGCUAUGCUGCCUGAUGCUGAUGGGAUGUGUACUCCUACCAGAACAGUUGCUUUAAAGAGAUGCUACUGUCCUUCUCGUGGGACGCGGGUGGCGCUGUGGGUUAAACCACAGAGCCUAGGACUUGCCGAUCAGAAGGUCGGCAGUUCGAAUCCCCGCCACAGGGUGAGCUCCCGUUGCUCGGUCCCUGCUCCUGCCAACCUAGCAGUUCGAAAGCACAUCAAAGUGCAAGUAGAUAAAUAGGUACCGCUCUGGCGGGAAGGUAAAUGGCGUUUCCCUGCGCUGCUCUGGUUCGCCAGAAGCGGCUUAGUCAUGCUGGCCAUAUGACUGUACGCUGGCUCCCUCAGCCAAUAAAGCGAGAUGAGUGCCGCAACUCCAGAGUUGGUCACUACUGGACCUAGUGGUCAGGGGUCCCUUUACCUUUUUACUGUCCUUCUCACUUAACAACCUGCACAAUGUUUAUUGCAUUCUCUUUUUUUCAAUUGAAUUUGUAUACCAAAUUACAAUCUUGAUUCGCUGAAUAUCAAGAUAUUUAAAUACUCCAACUAUAACGAAGAUUGAGAAGCUAGAGCAGGGGUCACCAACCUAAGGCCCAUGGGCCGGAACCGGCCCGUGGAGAUUGUCUGACCAUCCCAUGAGCUGCCCCCGAACUGAGCACACUGCACUAAACCAGCGCAGCGCAGCAUGGUGACUCACUUCCACGGCGCCGGAAACUGUGUCUACACACACAGAGAUGCCGAAAAUCGCGUCUGUGCAGACGCAGAAAAUCGCAGGCACACGCAUGAUCUGGCCCACGGAGGGAUCUCCACGGGACCGAUCCAGCCCAGGCAAGAUAAACCUUGCUGACCCCUGAGCUAGAGGGUUAUAUGAAGAUCCUUCCCUGUCAAUAUGUUCAAAAAAGGUAAAUGAAUCUGAUUCAGAAUUCUGAGAUUUAGCCUUUCCUUAGACCACACGUCUGUGUCUGGUCAAGUGUUUUGACAAAGCGGUGUUUCAGACAUUGCUGAACCAUCAAAUGUAUCCCUAUCGUGUUUUAUGACUUCAUUGAUGUGAGCUGGAACUGGUCUGUGACCGAAAUAAUAAAUGCAUUCAUUGCUGAACCAUGUCUCACACAUUAAAGUGUGAGGAGACUUUCAAUAACGGGCAAUAACUAAUCUGGCAGCCACUAGUAACAUUAAGGCUAUGUUUUUGCACGUGACUGAGGGGUUGACAUCGUUAUCUAAAGAGAGAAGAGCCAAAGAGGAGCCAGAAACAUGUUUUGUCCAGUGAUAUUUGAUAUUAAACACCCAGGUUAACCAUUUUGCAUUCCCACCACAUAUGCAGGAGCGAGAUUUAUUCCAGAACUAGAACCUGAGCUGGAUUAUGAACCCGAUCUGGAUUAUGAUGACUCACUUAUCUCCGGUAUGGGAAGCGAGCCAAAAUUAAAUCUAGAAGAGGAAGAGACUGAAUCGAUGUCAGCAGCUUACAUGGCGGUACUCUCUUGCCUAAUGCAUAGAAGAACUGGGCUUAGUCUUAAGGUAAUUUCCCUAAAAGUAUGGCUGUGUUGCCUUUGACAGUCUUUUCUCUGAGGCACCUACUGGGGCCUCCAGUGGGAUUUCCAUUUUAUCACCAUAACAGUCCAAGAGAAGUUAAGCCAAAGGUCACCUUGGGAGCUCUAUGGUACACUGAGGAUUUGAGUCUUCCCAAUCAACCACAAAUUUAUAGGCUACAAAGAGCUACAGAGUGAUUUGCUAGACUUCUUUACCCUGUUCUUUAUAGAAAGACUGAGAGUAAAAGUGCUGUUCACACAAAACUCCCAAGUCUGUAGAGCGGAGGUAGGGACCUGGUGCCAUCCAGAUGUUGCCAAACUCCAGAUCCCAUCAGUCCUGCCAAAAAGACCAGUGCUCAGGGAAGAAGGGAGCUGUAGUCCAACAACAUCUGGAGGGCUAAACGGUCCCCAUCCCUAUUGUAGAGAUUGUGUGAAGUAGUGUGUGCAAGACUAUGGGUGCCUGUCUUAUCUCUGAAACCACUUCAGAUCAACGUUUUACAUUCAGUAACAGGGUUGGCCCUAUAUGAGUAGUCAAAUGUGCAUGAUCACAUUGUCAGUUUGAACAUGGUUUCCACCGAUAAGGAAGGUCUAAUCCCUGGUAGAUAGUACAUCCGUAGGCUGCAUUCCAGCAUAUCUUUUAAAGCAUUGUUGUUGUUGUUUAGUCGUUUAGUCGUGUCCGACUCUUCGUGACCCCAUGGACCAGAGCACGCCAGGCACUCCUGUCUUUCACUGCCUCCCGCAGUUUGGUCAAACUCAUGCUGGUAGCUUCGAGAACACUGUCCAACCAUCUCGUCCUCUGCCGUCCCCUUCUCCUUGUGCCCUCCAUCUUUCCCAACAUCAGGGUCUUUUCCAGGGAGUCUUCUCUUCUCAUGAGGUGGCCAAAGUACUGGAGUCGCAGCUUCAGGAUCUGUCCUUCCAGUGAGCACUCAGGGCUGAUUUCCUUCAGAAUGGAUAGGUUGGAUCUUCGUGCAGUCCAUGGGACUCUCAAGAGUCUCCUCCAGCACCAUAAUUCAAAAGCAUCAAUUCUUCAGCGAUCAGCCUUCUUUAUGGUCCAGCUCUCAUUUCCAUACAUCGCUACUGGGAAAACCAUAGCUUUUAAAGCAUAAGUGUAUAUUAUUUUGAAUCAAAUAUGCUGCAGAUACCUCCAAAACUGUUCCAUCCAAUGUAUGGAGCAGUUUCCAGGGAUGGAAAUAGACAUGUAUUAGCCUGUUCCUUGUUGCUGCUGUAAGCUGCUGUAAGAAAGCAGUUCUUUCUUACAGCAGAUUAGUUAUAGAAAAUAUAAAUCUCAUGUGGGUUCCCUGCCCCUUUCUGUUUUCUCCAUAGGCAUUUUUUCUGUUUCAACUUCCAGACCUCUCACCUUUGGCCGGCUUUUUGCUGUACCUUAACCUGUCGUUUAACUACUUGUACUUCUUUCCUACAGAGGUAAGUGUGACGGUGGGACAUAACAAACAAGCAAACAAACAAAAUCCUGCCUUGUUUUUAUGCAAGUAGCAGGGAAGACAUGGCUGCAUGCAUUAUGUGGUGGUUUGACGGGAGAUGGCAGCUAUCUGAGAGGGUUCUAAUCCCAUUUCGGCUCAUUUUCUGACAGCAGCAGCAACAGGAGAGAAGCUAUGCACCUGCAAUUUUAUCAACAUGCCCCAGCGUACUGAACGUUCACAAAGAACCAGAGUUUAUUUGUGACAUGCAACACAAGGUUACUUAUCUUUCCUCCUAAGCUGUCCGUUCCCCAGUCACUCUCCAAGUCUCUCAACGCCUUUGCUCUCCACUUAGAAGAUCAAGCACCCAGCCUUGGCUUUGUCCCCAGUUUUCUUCAUUUUAUUACAUUUGCCCAUUCAAUUUUCUUUUUGAUCCCACAGGUAUUUUAUCUUAAACACUUAGAAGUGCUAAAGCUCCGAAACAACCCCAUCAAAUUCAUCCCAGAAGAUAUCUGCCGAAUGAAGAAUCUUAAAUUAUUGGUUAUGUCCUUCAAUUUGCUGACUACUCUUCCAGCUGGGUACAGUAGUAGUGCUUUUAAUAUCACAAAAAGCACAAAAAUCACCUGAAAAGUACAGCGGUGUGAUUCAUAAACACCAGCACACUUAGGGCACUCUGUGACAUCACAGAGACUACUCCAGUAAUUUUUAAAACUCUAUUCUCCUUAACCCCUUCACAUACUGACUCGCAUUUGACUGCAAAUCUUCCACACUAAAGUCCACUUCUUCACAUGUAACCACGUGCAUCAGUCUAUUUGCACCUAAAGUAGACUAUCGUCCACAAAAGCUUUCACCAUAACAAAAUUAUUUGAGAUGCCACCAGUCUUUGCUUUUAUUUACCGCUCCCCCACUUAAAAAAACAACAACUGCCCAUUUCUAGGAACUAUAAUCUUUAUCACAUUUUUUGUGUGCAAAACAAUCCGUCUUUACAAUAGUGACAAAUUGGAGGACAAAGAAAGUAGUCUCUUGGUUUUGUGAGGCUUUCUGUGGCAAUUUUAGGUCUCCUGAAUUACUCAGCAUGUAUUAGCAGCUGAAUAGGUGAGUGAUGUGCUGAGUUUCAUAUGCCUUUGAUAUGGUGUGUAUUUGCUUUCUUUCUAUAGGCUGUUUUCACUGCCCAAUCUGCAGGGCCUCGAUGUUUCCUACAAUGAACUUGAAUGCAUCCCUAAUGAAAUUGGAAAACUCAGGUAUAUAUUUCAGUCUCCAACUGAUUUCUACUGUUUUAGUGUCAACUGUCUGGGGUUUCCUGAUCAGAUUUUCAAAGCACAAACACUUGUACCAGCUCUUAUUGCAGUGGGACACAUUCCAUUCUGGGCAAAGCUCUAGGGGCCACAUUCCUGUGGUGAGCAGAGCCAGAAUCAAAAGUGGGUAGAGCAACAAAUGUGACUUUUACCUUCGUACAGUAGGCUAGUUUUACCCUCACUCACACACCCAUUGUCAGGGACUGGUUGGACUCAGAGGAAUGUUGUGAGGAACCAGCUGGGGAUGCCAACUGCUUGGUGUAGUGUGGUGUAGUGGUUAAGAGCGAUAGACUCGUAAUCUGGGGAACCAGGUUCACGUCUCCGCUCCUCCACAUGCAGCUGCUGGGUGACCUUGGGCCAGUCACACUUCUUUGAAGUCUCUCAGCCCCACUCACCUCACAGAGUGUUUGUUGUGGGGGAGGAAGGGAAAGGAGAAUGUUAGCCACUUUGAGACUCCUUCAGGUAGUGAUAAAGUGGGAUAUCAAAUCCAGACUCUUCUUCUUCUUCUAAAGUUGAUGAGACAUAUGUAAGUGACCUGUGGGGUGUCUUUUGGUCUGUGAUCCUUUAGAAACCUAACAUAUCUGAACGUAGAAGGGAAUCUACUGUACGUCUUGCCUUGCGGGCUGCUGAAGCUCAAGCUGAGCUGCCUUAAGGUGGAAAACAACUUCUUGCACACCUACUUCUGGGAUGAAAUCUGCCGCCUUGAGCCACAACGACUCACUGACAUGGCCGCCUUUUGUUUUGCCAAACACAACCUUUGGAGAGUGUAUCGCAAGAUCCCAAGGGACAUUCAUGAGAUAUUGCUCAAGUAAGUAAGGCGGGGACCUCCAUCACAACCACAGGUUUUAAGGGAAACUUUUGAUGCAAUAGCAGUCAGUCCCCAACCACUGCAAUAACUAUGUGACCAAAAAGGUUUCUGUAGGGAUUCUCACAGCCCUGUGCUAGAAUAGCACCCACUGGUCCAAAAAGGUUGGCAUCCCCUGUAUAAAGAUAAGUGGGGGUAAGGUACAUGCAAUGUCUUGAGCAGGUGCGCCAACUCCAUGGGGAUGAGGCCUCUACAGCCCCCCACAAUGUCUGCUGGGAUGGGGCUCAGUCCCCCAAAUCUUGAGAGGGCAGAGGAGACCUGGCAGAAUGUCACCCUGGGCAGUGCAGUCAGAAGACUCCACGUGGACCAGUGGGGCUUAGCGGGCAACCCUGGUCGGCCUCUCCCAAAGCCACAGUCAUCAUGCAUGCCACGUGCAACAUGUGUGACAUCACGUGCAUGCACAUCACACGUGUGGCGUCAGCCCCCGCAAUGUCGGGCGCGACUCAGUGUUUCUGAAUGUUCAAGACCACAGGCACCAUCUAAAUGCUACUUAUUAAUAAAAGUAGAAUAUUUCUAAUGGGUUUCAAGUGCAAGCUCUGCUCUAUAGGUAGACAACAUGGUGCUGGCCAGAUGUUUUGGACUACAACUCCCAUCAUCCUUGGUAAUUUGCCAUGCUGGCUAGAGGUGCUGGGGUUGUAGUUCCACAUUGGCCAGCCCUGCUGUCCAUUAUUUUCUCAGUACGUUAAAUGUAAAGAACACCUAACAUUUCUCUCUCUCUCUCUCUCUCCACAUUUUAGCUUUAAAGCCUGCGACUGCUGCACAGGACCCUUGUAUGGAAAAGGCCUUCAGUUCCCUCGCAUUUUUAGGAAUGUCUAUGGGCUUAGGCUUCCUUAUCUUUUUAGUGCCUGCUCGCCAACCUGCUAUUCAAAUUAUGUUGCUGAAGCUGUUGCAGCUGCUGAAGCUGCGGCAGCUACAGAUGCUGCAGCUUCAGUGCAAUAG